Molecule: messenger RNA, 1283 nt
Organism: Aspergillus pseudotamarii
Lineage: Eukaryota; Fungi; Ascomycota; Eurotiomycetes; Eurotiales; Aspergillaceae
Exons: 3
Coding region: 515-997 (160 amino acids)
Source: RefSeq, a predicted model, not a curated record
CAUCAUUGAGGGCCUAACGCGACGUCCUCCGAUAAUCUCCCAUUGCGACAAAUGCGGCAGCUCUCGCUCAGGUUCACUUUAACUCUGCUGGGUCUUUGCCCAGGUCCAGGUUUACUGCUGACCGGAAAGCUUUGGCUGCUUCCACCCCCUCCUUCUCUCACCCUCCUUUCCUCCAAUCGCUGAAGUAAGAGUCCUACUGCUCACCCAUUCCGUCCCCUUCCCCCCCUUCCCUCGCCGACUGAGGCUUUGAUCUCCCUCCUGCUGCCGUGGGUAGUACUUGACCUUCCCCCCAUCUGCCCUGUCUUUUAUUUCGUCCUCUCCCUCUCUCCCCUCCCAUUUCCUUUCUCUCCCUCUCUCCUAUCUAUCAUCCUCCCCUUAUUGCUACCUUAUUUCCAUUCUACUAUCACAGCGCAUCAGGUCAAGAUAGGCACGCGCCAUUGACCUGGCCUCGUAUCACAAAAUCGCAUUCAUCUCCUUCUAUCCAUUUCCACUCUACUUAGCUCCCAAGACCAUCAUGUCCACCCGUAAGAGAAAGCAAGAAGCCGAAGAAGAGGAAGAGCUCCACGCGCUCCCUAGCGACGAGAGCGAAGAGGAAGAAGAGUAUGAGGACUCUGAAGUAGGCGAAAGCGAAGGGGACGAAGAAGGAAGUGAAGAGGAGGUUCCUUCUGAUGAAGAAGAAGAGGAAGAAGAAGAAGAGCCCGCUGAAGAGCAAGGCCCCCCGGCCACCAAGAAACGCAAGACAGCAGCCGCCCCAGCUGAUGAUGAAGAAGAAGAAGGAGAGGAAGAAGUAAAAGAAAAUGGUAAAGAUGCCGGUGAAAACGGAGUCGGAGAGGACGACGAAGAGGAAGAGGAAGAGGAAGAAGAUGAGGGAGAAGAGGAAGCGCCCGAGGAGACAGCCAAAACCAGUGCCCCUGCUGCCUCUGCAGCCAAGGCUAAGGGAGAGACUGUUCCGAAGGAACCUGAAGUCGACACUGUGGUCGAAGAGGAGAAUAAGUGAAUGUCUAUCGGGCCUGUGUUGCCAAGAUGAUUUGGGGGCGCUGUAAUCUUUACAUCAAAUAAUUUGGUUCAGGCUGUAAUUGGAAUCUAGGUACUCUUUUGGCUAGCUUAUCUUUAUUCAAUGAAUUGGUCAGUCAAGCUGGCUAUCCCUUUAUUAAGAGAUGCGCUCUCUGAUAUCUCCAUACUAUGUGUAAUGGAAGUAAAUGAUCGACAACUUGAUCUCCGAAGGUUCCGAAUGUGCUCAAUGGAAGGACUUGCUCCAUUGGUGAACCAAGGGAAAUAGAACG